This is a messenger RNA of Galeopterus variegatus (Sunda flying lemur), 3000 nucleotides long. It is a transcript of the gene MEPCE, whose product is annotated as methylphosphate capping enzyme. Lineage: Eukaryota; Metazoa; Chordata; Mammalia; Dermoptera; Cynocephalidae. Gene Ontology annotation, biological process: snRNA modification. The record is from RefSeq and is a predicted model, not a curated record. Gene Ontology annotation, molecular function: snRNA binding; RNA methyltransferase activity; O-methyltransferase activity. Bases 384 to 2447 code for a protein of 687 amino acids. The transcript has 4 exons.
AUUUAAACUCCUGGAGCCGUUAAGUUGGUUCGUACUCUAAUGAGCGCGCAGCCGGGGUGGUGGCGGAGUGCGCAUGCGUGGUUUGGGGGCGAGAGGAACGCGCUCCAGCAGUGCGCGCUCGCGGCGAAGUGCUAGUGGUAGAGGAGAAAGGGGUCGGCGCACGCGCGGUUGAUUCCUCGAGUUCGGGUCUCGCGGGCAUCUUGUUUUGGUCUCGCGGGCGAGUGGGGCGCGCUUUCGGGGAGGUGUUUGGGCGCGAGACUAGGCGAGAAAAGCAGGGCUGCGCGCGCACUCGGGAAAGGGGGGAAGGGAGCGGGGUCUAGGAAGAGGAGUUAAGCCCCCUGAUCCCCUCGUUACCCUCGACUGGGACGGAAUAAGGGGAGGAAAUGAUCGAGAUGGCGGCGGAGAAGGAGCCUUUUCUGGUGCCGGCCCCGCCGCCGCCUCUCAAAGAUGAGUCGGGUGGAGGGGGCGGCCCCACGGUGCCACCGCACCGAGAGGCCGCCUCCGGGGAGCUCCGCGGCGAGACGGAGCGUGGGCCGGGCCCUCGCGCACGCUCGGCGGGAGCCCCGGCUUCUGGGGCCAGCAGGGAGAGCCCCGGGGCCACAUCCACCCCUCGAGGCGGCUCGGCGCAGCAGCACCGAGGGGGCGGCCCCCAGGCGCAGUCGCACGGAGAGGCCCGCUUGUCGGAUCCCCACGGGCGAGCCGCUCCCCCGGACGUGGGGGAGGAGCGACGGGGAGGGGGCGGAACAGAACUGGGCCCCCCUGCCCCUCCUAGACCCCGUAAUGGCUAUCAGCCCCACCGGCCCCCUGGGGGGGGCGGGGGUAAGAGGAGAAAUAGCUGUAAUGUAGGGGGAGGUGGUGGAGGCUUCAAACAUCCGGCCUUCAAGAGGCGCAGACGGGUUAAUUCGGACUGUGAUUCUGUAUUACCUUCCAACUUCCUCCUGGGGGGCAAUAUCUUUGAUCCACUGAACCUGAAUAGUCUCCUGGAUGAGGAAGUGAGCCGAGCACUUAAUGCGGAGACCCCUAAGUCAUCCCCACUUCCGGCCAAGGGGCGAGAUCCAGUGGAGAUCCUCAUCCCCAAAGAUAUUACUGACCCGCUCAGUCUCAAUACUUGCACUGAUGAGGCCCAAGUAAUUCUUGCAUCGCCACUCAAGACUGGUCGCAAGCGGCAUAGACACCGGGGACAGCACCACCAGCAGCAGCAGGCAACUGGAGGGAAUGAUAGCCACUCCGUGCUGUCCACAGCCCCCCUCACUCCCUCACUCCACGGGGAGGGCACCACACAGCAGCAGCGGCACAGGGGCCAGAACCGGGAUGCCCCCCAACCCUAUGAACUCAACACAGCCAUCAACUGCAGGGAUGAGGUCGUGUCUCCCCUUCCAUCUGCCCUGCAGGGUCCCUCAGGCCCCCUUUCAGCCCCUCCAGCUGCCUCAGUUACCUCUGCACCCCCGUCUUCCUCCUCACGACAUCGAAAACGUCGCAGGACUUCCAGCAAGUCGGAGGCAGGGGCUAGGGGUGGAGUCCAGGGUCCAAAGGAAAAGGGCCGAGGGAGUGGGGGAGGCCGCCACCACCACCACCCACUACCUGUAGCAGGCUUCAAAAAGCAGCAGCGCAAGUUCCAGUAUGGGAAUUACUGCAAGUACUAUGGGUACCGCAAUCCUUCCUGUGAGGAUGGGCGCCUUCGGGUGUUCAAGCCUGAGUGGUUUCAGGGCCGGGACGUCCUAGAUCUGGGCUGCAAUGUGGGCCAUCUGACCCUGAGCAUUGCCUGCAAGUGGGGCCCGUCCCGCAUGGUGGGCCUGGAUAUCGAUGCCCGUCUCAUCCACUCGGCCCGCCAAAACAUCCGACACUACCUGUCCGAGGAACUGCGUCUCCCACCCCAGACUUCUGAGGGCGACCCAGGGGCAGAGGGUGAGGGAAGGAGCACCACCGUCAGAAAGAGGAGCUGUUUUCCGGCCUCACUGACAGCCAGCCGGGGUCCCAUCGCUGCACCCCAAGUGCCCUUGGAUGGAGCGGACACAUCAGUCUUCCCCAACAAUGUUGUCUUCGUCACGGGUAACUAUGUCCUGGAUCGAGAUGAGCUGGUGGAGGCCCAAACACCCGAGUAUGAUGUGGUGCUCUGCCUCAGCCUCACCAAGUGGGUACAUCUGAACUGGGGAGAUGAGGGCCUGAAGCGCAUGUUUCGCCGGAUCUAUCGGCACCUGCGACCUGGGGGCAUCCUGGUCUUGGAGCCCCAACCCUGGUCAUCCUAUGGCAAAAGAAAGACACUCACGGAAACAAUCUACAAGAACUACUAUCGAAUCCAGCUGAAGCCAGAGCAGUUCACUUCCUACCUGACAUCUCCAGAGGUGGGCUUCUCCAGCUAUGAGCUAGUGGCCACACCCCACACCUCCUCCAAAGGCUUCCAGCGUCCUGUGUACCUGUUCCACAAGGCCCGUUCCCCCAGCCACUAAGUGGCCCCCUGAACAGAAAGUGUGAAGAGGCUGCUCUUGUUACUCCAAGGACCUGGGGGAAGAGGAAAACAUCCCAAGGUCUUUCCUUUCUGACUCCAGAAAUCGUUUCCUUUCUUGGAUCUGCAAAGAAAGCUUUUCUUAUGUUGCUGCCCCAGGCUCCUCUCUACACCUCUGGCACCUAAGCAGCAAGCCCAGCUGUGCUGGAGUUACCAUCAUCUUCCUCUCCCCCAGCCUAGUGGGCUGGAUGGCAUGGACUGUUUGGUGACCUCUGUUCUCCUAGGGUAUGGGAGGUGGGGGGUGUCAUUCUCAAGUUCUCUAACCCUUUCCUCCUGUUCUCCCAAGGAGAGAGAUUCCCAUUUCUCCUCAGCCCUUGUCCCUAGCUGCAUUUCAAUGGACCACGGAUAAAUGAACUGAGGGUUAGUGGGGGAAGCAUGGCAGCAAGGCACACAGGUACUGUGAAAAUCUUCCCUCUGCUGUCCCCCAGUGGGAGAGGGGUUGGGUUUUGAAUGUGAGAACAGCACAAUAAACUUGAUGUCUAGGGCAGUGGCCCCCA